Messenger RNA from Nicotiana tabacum (common tobacco), 1042 nucleotides. Its product is annotated as protein COFACTOR ASSEMBLY OF COMPLEX C SUBUNIT B CCB3, chloroplastic. Gene Ontology annotation, cellular component: chloroplast thylakoid membrane. NCBI's taxonomy places the organism in Eukaryota, Viridiplantae, Streptophyta, Magnoliopsida, Solanales, Solanaceae. The record is from RefSeq and is a predicted model, not a curated record.
GUAACAAACGACACCUAAUGUCCUUAAGUCCUAACCUUCCCCUGCUUUGUUGACGAUAACGUGUGCUCAUUUCCCAUCUUCUCUGUCUGAGAGACAUCAGAUAUGGCUAUAUCUUCCCUUAUUCCCAGCCCACCUCAAUCCAUUGGAUACCCAGCUGCUUUGUUACACCCACAUAUUAAUGGGACUCCAUGUGACUAUGGAAACUUCCUAAUACCCAUGAGAAGAAAAAAUAUCCAAAGCUGUCGAGACACAAAAUUCAGAGCAUGUUCUUAUCUGGACGGCUCAAUGUCUGCACCUAUUGAAUUGGUGCAGUCAAAUGGAAACGUCCCGAUUAGUCCUCUCAAUUCAGAAGAGGUUGUUAAAGUACUGACAAGCAGCGCAAUUGAGACCUCAGAUGCUUCAUUGCCGCUGAUGCAAAGAUUGGUACUGUUAGAUUUAGACCCUGCCACAGCAAAAUUAACAAUCAGCUUUCUUGGCCCCUUCCUAUCAGCAUUUUCGUUUCUGUUCAUUUUGAGAAUAGUCAUGUCCUGGUAUCCUAAGCUUCCAGUUGGAGAAUUCCCGUAUGUCAUAGCUUAUGCACCCACAGAGCCCAUUCUUGGCGCAACACGAAAAUUGAUUCCUCCUCUCGCUGGAGUCGACGUAACUCCUGUCGUUUGGUUUGGACUAGUCAGUUUCAUCAAUGAGAUUUUACUAGGCCCUCAAGGGCUGCUUGUCCUCCUAUCUCAAAAACAGGUUUAGCUCUUGUUGCAAUUUGCAAAAGUUUCUUUUCUCCUAUAGAAUUUUCCAUCACCAGUUCUUUACUGGAGAAAGGGAGUGAUAUAGAGAAAUCCUUCUGUCUUGCAGUUGUACAAUUGCAUGUAUGAUCUUGCAUCUAGUAGUUUUAAAAUCCAGUUGAAAGUUAAUAGGAUCCUCAUUUUGUACAAUCUGAGCCGGUGCAACUACUUGUAUCUUAUGGUUCAUCCAAACAAUUAUUUACAUUCUCCUGAGCUCAUAGAACAUUUUCUUCUAAAAGAUCCUGUCUCUGUGAAUGUCUUGUAUCUUA